AUGCCGAAAAAGAAGAUUAUGCCGGAACUCUCAAAAGAGGAAAAGAUGGUCAUGGUAAUAUCGGAGAUAAUUCAUGAAUUGCAAGCAGCUCAUCGCCAGGGUAAAGAUGUUAACCUCAAUAAAAUGAAAACGAGGAUUUCAUCAAAGUAUGGUCUGGACACAUCACCUCGGCUAGUCGAUAUCAUUGCAGCUGUGCCAUCAGAUGCCAAGAGUUAUUUGUUACCAAAGUUGAAAGCGAAGCCCAUUCGUACGGCAUCUGGUAUUGCAGUAGUAGCAGUAAUGUGUAAGCCUCAUCGUUGCCCACAUAUUAACUUUACUGGUAAUAUUUGUGUUUAUUGCCCCGGAGGACCUGAUUCUGAUUUUGAGUAUUCGACUCAGAGUUACACAGGUUAUGAGCCCACAUCUAUGCGAGCAAUUCGAGCAAGAUAUAAUCCAUACUUACAAACUCGUCAUAGAGUUGAGCAGUUGAAACAACUGGGACAUAGUGUGGAUAAAGUCGAAUUUAUUGUUAUGGGUGGAACUUUUAUGAGCCUUCCUGAAGACUACAGAGAUUAUUUCAUUAGGAAUCUUCAUGAUGCUCUGUCUGGCCACACUUCACGCAGUGUUGCAGAGGCUGUGAAAUAUUCGGAAAAGGCAAAAACUAAAUGCAUUGGUAUCACUAUUGAGACUCGGCCUGAUUACUGCCUACAAAGACAUAUGAGUGACAUGCUUAAUUAUGGUUGUACUAGGCUAGAGAUAGGAGUUCAGUCUGUGUAUGAGGACAUAGCCAGAGACACAAAUAGAGGCCACACCGUCAAAGCUGUUUGUGAGAACUUCUGUUUGGCUAAGGAUGCUGGGUUUAAGAUUGUAGCCCACAUGAUGCCAGACCUACCGAAUAUGGAUUUAGAACGUGAUGAAGCACAAUUUAAAGAGUUCUUUGAGAACCCAGCCUUCCGUGCUGAUGGUCUUAAGAUUUACCCCACUUUGGUCAUUAGAGGCACCGGCUUGUAUGAGUUGUGGAAAACUGGGCGGUACAAGAGUUAUCCUCCAUCUACAUUGGUGGAUUUGAUAGCUAAUAUAUUAGCUAUGGUUCCGCCCUGGACUAGGGUUUACAGGGUACAAAGAGACAUUCCAAUGCCUCUGGUGUCAUCGGGAGUGGAGCAUGGUAAUCUCCGAGAGCUUGCAUUACAGCGAAUGUCAGAUUUGGGUACAGAUUGUAGGGAUGUUAGGACCAGGGAGGUGGGGAUACAGGAGAUACAUAAUAAAGUCAGGCCAUAUCAGGUGGAACUGGUACGUCGUGAUUAUGUUGCAAAUGGUGGAUGGGAGACCUUUCUCGCAUAUGAGGAUUCCGAUCAAGAUAUCCUAGUUGGUCUCCUUCGACUGAGGAAAUGUGCGAAAGACACAUAUAGACCUGAGCUCAAACCAGGGCCGAAUGCCAAUUUCACACAGUGCAGUAUUGUUAGGGAACUGCAUGUCUACGGAUCUGUUGUACCGGUAAAUGCUCGCGACCCAACAAAGUUUCAGCAUCAAGGGUUUGGUAUGCUCCUCAUGGAGGAGGCGGAAAGGAUUGCUUUAGAGGAACACGGAUCAGACAAAAUGGCCGUAAUAUCAGGAGUAGGCACCAGGAACUAUUAUGCGAAGAUCGGUUACCAUCUAGAAGGACCAUAUAUGGUCAAGAUGUUGGCAUAA
Molecule: messenger RNA, 1668 nt
Organism: Pieris macdunnoughi
Lineage: Eukaryota; Metazoa; Arthropoda; Insecta; Lepidoptera; Pieridae
Source: the annotation of a GenBank genome assembly